CACCGCAAUCGCACUCGUACCUCCGAUCGCACCAUACGAUGCCAUCCACCGCCGCUCUCUCGUCGUCGAAGAAGCGCAAGCUCGCCGUCGGCGCCGAUGCCAAGGCCGUCUCCAAAAAAAUGCCCAAGACCAAGAAGUCCCGGUCCGUGGUGCUUGCUCCACCAAAGACCACGCAGGAAGAUAUCCUCCAGCUCGAAGAGGCGAUCGUCGAGUCCGCAAAGAAUUACAACAAUAUUGUCACGCUCCUCGCCUGCUUCAAAGACUCCCUCGACGAUGAUCCGCAACUCGCUGUUACCGCUGCGGUAUCGCUGUGUCGCUCGUUCUGCCGCCUCAUGGCGAAGGGACGGCUGCUGAAGCGCAAGGGAGACGACGAGGACGAGGCGACAGUUGUCCUGUGGCUCAAGGAAAGGUAUAAGGAAUACGUGACGGAGCUGUGUAAAGCGCUGGACCAUCCGAGUGGUGUGCAGGACACGGUGUUGACGCUGCUCAUGAGGCUGGUUAAAGAUGAGGGCAUGCAUCAGAAACCGGAGGGCGAGGAGUACUACUUCCCCGGCGAUACGUUUGCCAAGAUCGUGAAGGGCGUUGUGGUGACGGAGAAUAUGGACGAUGAGGCGAAGGCGGCAUGGGUGGAGAAGUAUGUGGAUGCAUACAACGAUGUGCGGUACUCGUUCUUCACGGCGAUAAAACAUCUUCUCGACGAGCGCGAAGACGAAAUCUCUCCCGCCCUCCUGACAAGCACCGUCAACCUCCUUCUCCUCCCCAAAAACCUCCCGACCGCCGAAACGGAAGAAAUCACAGACUUCUACGCCGUCGUGCUGCCCAGCAAAACCUCACGGAAAGCCAAACCACCCACAAUACUCUCCCCCAGCGCGCACCGCAAAGUGGUGCAAGAAGCCUGGUGCAAUGUUCUCCGGCACCCGCUCCCCGCAGCCCUCUGCAAAUCCGUCCUUCUCUCCGCCGAGCGGCGCAUCAUCCCCUCCUUCACCAAACCGCAGCUCCUGAUGGACUUCCUGAUCGCCUGCUACGACCACGGCGGCACCAUCUCGCUGCUCGCGCUGAACGCGCUGUUCCACCUGAUCUCGACCAAAAACCUCGACUACCCGAACUUCUUCACAAAACUGUACGCGCUGCUCGACCGCAACCUCUUCCACAUGCGCUACCGCUCGCGCUUCUUCCGCCUGCUCGACACCUUCCUAGCAUCUACCCAUCUCCCCGCCGCGCUCAUCGCAAGCUUCAUCAAGCGCAUGGCGCGCCUGUGUCUCUCUGCACCCCCGGGCGCCAUCGUCACCGUCGUGCCGUUCGUCUACAACCUCUUCAAGAAGCACAGGGCUACGACGUAUAUGAUGCACCGGAUUCCGGUGGAUGCGGACGAGGCUGCGGAGUGGAGUGUUGCGGGCUACGUCGACCCGUUCGAUGAGGAGGAGACGGAUCCGUUGCAGACGGGCGCCAUCGAGAGCUCCGUCUGGGAACUCGAGACGCUGAUGAGUCACUGGCAUCCGAAUGUGGCGACGCUGUGUAGAAUCGUGAAGGAACAGUUCACCAAGGAACGGUAUUUGAUGGAGGAUUUCUUGGAUCAUAGUUAUAAUUCGAUGUUCGAUAUCGAGACGAAUAGGGAGUUGAAGAAGGCGCCGGUGGUGGAGGUUGACGUUCCGAAGAAGAUAUUCUUCAGGCUCGAGGGGACAGAGGAGCAACAGCAGAGUGGGAAUCUGUUGUUAGAUCUGUGGAGCUUUGAGUAGAGAGCAGUUGAGUUGGUAUUGCUAUUACAGAAAGAAAUGCUCUAUGGGUGGUAUGGUAAAACAAAGGGAUAUUGGAGAUGCC
This is a messenger RNA of Tricharina praecox, 1818 nucleotides long. RefSeq names its product CBF/Mak21 family-domain-containing protein. The record is from RefSeq and is a predicted model, not a curated record. Gene Ontology annotation, biological process: ribosome biogenesis. NCBI's taxonomy places the organism in Eukaryota, Fungi, Ascomycota, Pezizomycetes, Pezizales, Pyronemataceae. Bases 39 to 1736 code for a protein of 565 amino acids. The transcript is spliced from 4 exons. Gene Ontology annotation, cellular component: small-subunit processome; Noc4p-Nop14p complex; nucleolus.